Messenger RNA from Musca domestica (house fly), 1661 nucleotides. RefSeq names its product phospholipase B1, membrane-associated. Gene Ontology annotation, biological process: phospholipid metabolic process. Lineage: Eukaryota; Metazoa; Arthropoda; Insecta; Diptera; Muscidae. The record is from RefSeq and is a predicted model, not a curated record. The transcript has 2 exons. The coding region runs from base 221 to 1546 and encodes 441 amino acids. Gene Ontology annotation, molecular function: glycerophospholipase activity.
UUAGUUCUAAUUGAUCAACCCAUCCAAUCAGUCGGUAUUGAUAUUCUCGAGAAUUGCAUCUCAACGGAAGAAACUACUGAGAUCCUAUAAAAAAAAUUAACAACAAAAUAAAUAACCGUGAAGCCAUUAUUCAAUUAUUUAAUUGUGUUGAUCAAAGGUGAAAAAUUGAAAAAAAUUUGUUGGACUUUGGAAUUUGUAGAGAAGGAGGGGAAAGAGAAAAAUGUCCAAAUUAUUGUCGCUAAGUUGCACCCUUGUCCUCAGCCACUUUUUACUUCGAGUCACCGGCCAACAACAGGCCAUCGAUGAGCUAUUGAGAAUCUCCGGCAUACGCCGCGAACCCUUUACGCCAGUCAAAACGCCCGGCAGUCAUUUGCCGAUCUAUACAAAUUUCGAGAAUUUUCGUGACAUUUACAGCGUUUUCCGAGGGAGUCUGGUAAAUCGCAAUGAAAAGGCCAAUUUGGAAAUGAAUCGUCAGAGAGGUAAAGUGCAGAAGCAAAUUCCAAAAUCACAACCGUUUCCCUGUUCUCUAAAUGGAACCCGCUCGCCGGAGGUACCCGAUUCGGUGCAUCGUUUACGCCCUGGUGAUAUAGACAUCAUUGCGGCCAUGGGUGAUUCUUUGACGGCAGGGACGGCCAUCAUGUCGCAAAGCCUCAUCGAUGUUGUGGCCGAAUAUCGUGGAGUGGUCUCGACGGGAGGAGGUUUGAGAGAUUGGCGUACCUAUUUGACUUUGCCAAAUAUUUUCAAGGUCUUCAAUCCCAAACUCUAUGGCUAUGCCAUUGGUAAUGUGGUGUCUCGUGACAGGGCCUCGCGCUUUAAUGUGGGCGAGGGUAGUGCCCUGACACUGGAUAUGCCUUAUCAGGCCAGGGUUUUGAUAAGACGCCUGGAAAGAGAUCCCCAGGUGGAUAUGGCCAGGCAUUGGAAGGUCAUAACCCUGUUCAUUGGAGGCAAUGAUGUUUGCUUUGACAUGUGCUACUAUAAGCAGUUGGAGGAGUUCUUGGAUCUGCAUAGGCGUAGCCUCUACAAGACAUUGGAGAUUUUGAAGGCCAAUAUUCCACGAUUACUUGUCAAUCUAAUGUCCACCCCCAACAUACCGGAUAUUGUGGCCGAAAUCAAUGACCUACCCCGAGUUUGUGAGGCAACCCACAUUUUUGCCUGUCACUGUGUAGCACGAAGGAAGAAUAAUCCCCGACAGCUGCAGCAGGUGGCCAAGGCUGUGCGAAGGAUACAAGAAAUCGAUGAGGAGGUUGCCAAUUUACCGGAAUUUCAAACCGACGAUUUUGCUGUGGUCUAUCAGCCGCUGAUGAAACACUGGUUUGCCCCGAAGCAUGCGAAUGGAAAAACGAAUUAUGGAUAUUUUGGUCCAGAUUGUUUCCAUUUCAGCCAACUGGGCCAAGCUGCGGUGGCCAAUAUGCUGUGGAAUAAUAUGCUACAGCCAGUGGGAGAAAAGGAUGACACCUUCCAUCCCAAGGCCUUUGAGGUAUUUGAAUGUCCCACGGAAGAAAGGCCGUAUUUGGCAACGAGAGGGAAUAGUGGGAAGAGUAUAUGAGGCGAUGGGGUACUAAGUAAGGUUAUAAUUAAUUUUAGAUAUAUAUGCAGAUCCUAAGCUAGUCAACUUUUCUUAUUAUUUCUAAAAACUCAAUAAAAUUAUAUUUUUAAAAUCA